AUGUCAGAAUUCAGAGCUAGCACACUAACGAAGUAUCCGAUAAUUAAUCACAAGUAUGACUGUGUUGUCGUGGGCGCUGGUGGAGCAGGUCUGAGAGCUGCCUUUGGUCUUGUAAGUCAAGGGUUCAACACCGCCUGCAUCACAAAGCUGUUCCCCACGAGAUCGCAUACAGUGGCAGCACAGGGCGGCAUUAACGCUUCUCUGAGCAACUAUGAGGACGAUUGUUGGUUGUGGCAUCAAUACGACACCGUGAAGGGGUCAGAUUGGCUAGGCGAUCAGAACGCCAUCCAUUAUAUGACGAAAAAUGCACCCAAGGCGGUGCUGGAACUUGAAAAUAUGGGUAUGCCGUUUUCUCGGUUUAAGAAUGGCAAAAUCUACCAACGGGCGUUUGGAGGACAGUCUUUGAAAUACGGCGCAGGCGGACAAGCCCACAGAACUUGUGCUGCUGCUGAUUCGACUGGACAUUAUAUGCUACACGCUCUCUACGGAGAAGCGGUCAGGCAUAAUUGCAAGUUCUUCGUCGAAUAUUUCGUGCUUGAUUUGCUAAUAGAGGAUGAUGGAUGCCGGGGUGUCCUUGCCUGGAAUUUAGAAGAUGGAACUAUGCACAGAUUUUUCGCAAGAAAUACUGUCAUUGCCACUGGUGGUUACGAAAGGGCAUAUUUUAGUUGUACUGCUGCCCAUACUUCCACCGGUGAUGGAACUGCAAUGGUAUCAAGAGCUGGUUUUCCACUUCAAGACCUGGAAUUCAUUCAAUUUCAUCCAACAGGGAUUUACGGUGUGGGGGUCCUCAUCACAGAGGGAGCAAGGGGUGAAGGCGGUUUUAUCAUCAAUGCAAACGGAGAACGCUUCAUGGAAAAGUACGCUCCUAAUCUCAAAGACCUCGCCUCCAGAGACGUGGUUUCUAGGAGCAUCACCUUAGAAAUUAUGGAAGGCAGAGGUUGCGGUCCGGAAAAGGAUCACGUUCACCUUCAAUUGCACCAUUUGCCUAAGGAGCAUAUACUGAAGCAGCUGCCAGGCAUCAAACAGACCUCCCAUGAUUUUGCCGGAGUGGAUAUCACAAGGGAACCCAUCCCCAUCAUACCUACGGUACACUACACGAUGGGGGGGAUACCUACGAAUUAUAAAGGACAAGUUUUGACUCAAGUGGAACCUGGAAAAGACAAACUAGUUAAAGGACUUUAUGCCUGUGGAGAAGUGGCUUCCGUAUCGGUGCACGGAGCUAAUAGAUUGGGCGCAAACUCUCUCCUGGAAACUGUGGUGUUCGGUAGAGCUGUCGCCGAUACAAUAGCUCAGGAAACUUGCCCCGGUGCUACCGUCAAGGUGUCUGAGGCUCUAGGUGAGUUUGCGCUAGAAAAUUUUGAUAAACUUCGUACUUCUAACGGAAAAAUUAGUGUUGGCACCUUGAGGCUCAAACUCCAAAAAGUUAUGCAGAAGUACGCAGCAGUGUUUCGAACACAAAAUGUGUUGGAGGAAGGGUGCACACAAGUGUCGGAACUAUAUUGUGAAUUGGACGAUUUGAAGAUUACUGAUCGCGGCUUAAUUUGGAAUACAGAUCUCUUGGAAGCCUUGGAACUUCAAAAUCUCUUUAUAAAUGCUAUACAGUCGAUUUACGCGAUGGAACAAAGGAAGGAGUCAAGAGGAGCGCAUGCUAGAGACGACUAUAAGAUUCGCGUGGAUGAAUUCGACUACUCCAAACCGAUAAGGAAACAGAAGAUUAGACCGCUUGACGAACAUUGGAGGAAACACACGUUAUCGUGGAUGGAUGUGGAAACUGGAGAAGUUUGCUUUACUUUUCGACCUGUACAGGACUGCACUUUGGAUGAGGACGAAUGUCCUAGUAUUCCUCCGAAAUUAAGAACUUAUUAA
Molecule: messenger RNA, 1866 nt
Organism: Anoplophora glabripennis (Asian longhorned beetle)
Lineage: Eukaryota; Metazoa; Arthropoda; Insecta; Coleoptera; Cerambycidae
Product: succinate dehydrogenase [ubiquinone] flavoprotein subunit, mitochondrial-like
Exons: 12
Coding region: 1-1866 (621 amino acids)
Biological process (GO): mitochondrial electron transport, succinate to ubiquinone; tricarboxylic acid cycle
Molecular function (GO): electron transfer activity; flavin adenine dinucleotide binding; succinate dehydrogenase (quinone) activity
Source: RefSeq, a predicted model, not a curated record